AUGGCGAUGCAGAGCGUGGUAAACAAAGUAAAGUCGGCGGCUCUCGGCGUCGCUGACUCCCUCACCCCGGUCCUGAAGGAGUCCAAGUUCAAGGCGACGGGGAUGCUUACCCCCGAGGAGUUUGUGACUGCGGGGGACCAUCUCGUAUACCACUGUCCCACAUGGAGCUGGUCGGGCGGAGAGCCGGGCAGGAAGAAGGCCUAUCUCCCUCCUGACAAGCAGUUCCUAGCCACAAAGAACGGUAGAGCUCGAUUACCAUGCUACAGAAGGUGUAAGCAGAUGGCUCUUGUCCCGACCAACGAGAAACUCCUGAUGGUGGAAGGUGACGAUGAGGCAUGGGUGGACACCCAUCACGGAAUGGCUCUCGAGCAAGCUACAGAUAAACUGGUGGAAAUGACACUGGACUCUGUACCCAAAACCACACCCACUGAUACCUCGGACAUUCCACUGGUUGGCACGGCAACAGCCGACGAGGACGACAAAGAGUCAGACGACGAAGGCCCAAUUCCAGACAUGGACGACUACACUGAAGACGAUGACCCGGCCGUAGCUCCGGCAACGAAAUACGUAGCCCCGCCCACUGAAGAAGUCGGGAUUAUCCGCACACGAACCUAUGACCUCAACAUUACAUACGACAACUUUUACCGCACCCCUCGGCUCUGGUUGUUUGGAUACGAUGAGAGACAGAGACCUCUAUCGGAGGAGGGCACGUACGAAGACGUCAGUCAGGACCACCUGAACAAGACAGUGACCCUCGAGCAGCACCCUCACCUCCCCCCUCCUCCCCGUCUCUCGGUCCACCCCUGUCGUCACGCAGAGGUAAUGAAGAGAAUCAUGGACAUGGUUGCCGAGGACGGCCGAGAGCUCGAGGUCCACUCUUACCUCAUCGUUUUCCUCAAGUUUGUUCAGUCGGUGGUGCCUACUAUAGAAUAUGACUACACUCAGCAGCUAGCCAUCACCACAAGUACGUGACCACACCCACCAAUUAAAGCAGCAGUCGACGACACUAUAUAUAAUAGGAGUGCAAAUUGAACAUAAUUCUUGUGUGCACUAAUUGUCAUCUUGUCCGUGUGAGAUUUUUGUACAAAAACACAAAACACAUAAUAGUGGGGGCGUUCUGAUUGGAAUUGGAAAUAUUAUAGUCAAUCGGGUUCCGUUCCAAAGUAUCUGUCGCCGUAGUUACCAACUCCGGGCAAAAUAUGGUAGUCCCUACUAACCUACCUUUGGGUCAACGGCGGUAGUUAUGAUGCGGACGUGGGGAAAGCUGUAGGCCAGUGUCUGUAUUCCUAGUCUCGCUGCCAGCAUUGUCACAAAGAUGAUGUUCUCUUGAGGGACGUCGUGGUCCUG
Geodia barretti is the source of this 1347-nucleotide messenger RNA. Lineage: Eukaryota; Metazoa; Porifera; Demospongiae; Tetractinellida; Geodiidae. The record is from the annotation of a GenBank genome assembly.